CCUCCCCGAACUGCGGCGGCGGUGGCGGCGGAGGCAGCGGUGGCGAGCGUGUCCCGGCAGAGCUGCAGCAGCAGCCGAGGGCACUGGAGUGCCGAGCCCAGGACGCCCCGGCCCAGGCCCGCGGAGGAGUGAUGAACAGAAGCAGCGCGUCCCUCAGGCACUAGACCUGUUACUAGUGGACUCGGUUCCCACCCACCCUGCCUCACCUUAUCCUAAGAACACAGAUCUGUUUGAGAUGAUUGAAAAGAUGCAGGGCAGCCGGAUGGACGAACAGCGAUGCUCUUUCCCACCACCCCUCAAAACGGAGGAGGACUAUAUUCCCUACCCAAGUGUCCAUGAGGUUCUGGGACGAGAAGGGCCCUUCCCCCUCAUCCUGCUGCCCCAGUUUGGGGGCUACUGGAUUGAAGGUACCAACCAUGAGAUCACCAGCAUCCCUGAGACAGAGCCACUGCAGUCCCCCACCACCAAGGUCAAACUGGAGUGCAACCCCACAGCACGUAUCUACCGGAAGCACUUUCUAGGCAAGGAACACUUCAAUUACUAUUCUCUGGACACUGCUCUUGGCCACCUGGUCUUCUCUCUCAAGUAUGAUGUCAUCGGGGAUCAAGAGCACCUGAGGCUACUGCUUAGGACCAAGUGUCGGACCUACCAUGAUGUCAUCCCCAUCUCCUGCCUCACUGAGUUCCCCAAUGUGGUCCAGAUGGCAAAGCUGGUUUGUGAAGAUGUCAACGUAGAUCGAUUUUACCCAGUUCUCUACCCCAAGGCCUCCAGACUCAUCGUCACCUUUGAUGAACAUGUUAUCAGCAAUAACUUCAAGUUUGGAGUCAUUUAUCAGAAACUGGGGCAGACAUCCGAAGAGGAACUCUUCAGUACCAAUGAGGAAAGUCCUGCCUUCGUGGAGUUCCUUGAGUUUCUGGGCCAGAAAGUCAAAUUACAGGACUUCAAGGGGUUCCGAGGAGGCCUGGACGUGACUCACGGACAGACAGGGACCGAGUCUGUGUACUGCAACUUCCGCAACAAGGAGAUCAUGUUUCACGUGUCCACCAAGCUGCCAUACACAGAAGGGGACGCCCAGCAGUUGCAGCGGAAGCGGCAUAUCGGGAACGACAUCGUUGCUGUGGUCUUCCAGGACGAGAACACGCCCUUUGUGCCAGACAUGAUUGCAUCCAACUUUUUGCACGCCUACGUGGUGGUGCAGGCGGAGGGGGGCGGCCCCGAUGGCCCCCUCUACAAGGUCUCCGUCACUGCCAGAGAUGAUGUACCCUUCUUUGGGCCCCCCCUCCCGGACCCUGCUGUGUUCAGGAAGGGGCCUGAGUUCCAGGAAUUUCUGCUGACGAAGUUGAUCAACGCUGAGUACGCUUGCUAUAAGGCAGAGAAGUUUGCCAAGCUGGAGGAGCGGACGCGUGCUGCCCUUCUGGAGACACUCUACGAGGAGCUCCAUGUCCACAGCCAGUCCAUGAUGGGCCUGGGUGGCGAUGAUGAUAAGAUGGAGAAUGGCAGUGGCGGGGGCGGCUUCUUCGAGUCCUUCAAGAGAGUCAUCCGGAGUCGGAGCCAGUCCAUGGACGCCAUGGGCCUGAGCAACAAGAAGCCCAACACCGUGUCUACCAGCCACAGUGGGAGUUUCACCCCCAACAACCCUGAUCUGGCCAAGGCAGCUGGAAUAUCAUUGCUUAUUCCCGGGAAAAGCGCGAGUAGAUUCGGACGCCGGGGCAGCGCCUUAGGCAUAGGAGCUGUGGAAGAGUCCCUGAUUGUCCCUGGUAAGAGCCCCACAAGGAAGAAGUCUGGGCCAUUUGGCUCUCGCCGCAGCAGCGCCAUUGGCAUCGAGAACAUCCAGGAGGUGCAGGAGAAGAGGGAGAGCCCUCCAGCUGGCCAGAAGACCCCAGACAGCGGACAUGUCUCACAGGAGCCCAAGUCAGAGAACUCUUCCACCCAGAGCUCCCCGGAGAUGCCCACGACCAAGAACAGAGUGGACACGGCUGCCCAGAGAGCGGAAGCGCUGCAAGGCUUCUCCAGGUCCUCAUCCAGUGCUAGCAGCUUCGCCAGCGUGGUGGAGGAGACGGAAGGCGUCGACGGGGAUGACACAGGCCUGGAAAGCGUGUCGUCCUCAGGAACUCCCCAUAAGCGGGACUCCUUCCUCUACAGCACAUGGCUGGACGACAGUGUGAGCACCACAAGCGGGGGCAGCUCCCCAGGCCUCACGCGAUCACCCCACCCAGACGCCGGCAAGUUGGGGGACCCUGCGUGUCCCGAGAUCAAGAUCCAACUGGAAACAUCUGAGCAGCACACACCCCAGAUGACGAGGCCUCAGAAGCACAAGGAGAAGAUGCUGCACCACAUCCAGGCAGCUGGCCCUCUGCCCAACAGCCACCCAGCCCCUGGUACCCCUGCCUCCAACCCCCCUGGCCCACCCAUCUGGUCUGUCUCUGCAGGGCGGAGCCAUCCAGAGCUGGGAGUGAAUGCUGCUGGCAUCACCCCCACCCCAGACUGGGGCUCUGGGUAUGGGCAGGGACUGUGGCCCUGGAUGGCCCCCACCUGGGCCUCUGUCCCCUGGGUUCCCCUCUGGAGUCAUGGGGAACAGAAUGGGAAGAGAAGGGACACUGCGUGCACACACUCCACCGCAGAAGCAGAAGGUACAAGUAUGCAGAGUGAGCACUGAGCAGGGAGUCCUACGGGGCUUCUGCUGUGGGACCUUGGGCAAGGCACUCUCCUUCCUGAGGCAUCUUUGCUGCAAGCGGACAAGACUGUGUCAGAGGUCACUGAAGACUGAUUCCAGGCACCUGCCCCAGAGGAGGGCCAUUGUCCCCCCCCCCCCGGGGCCUCCCAUCACACUGCUUCCCGAGGCCCCAGGCGGGCUAAGGGGCUGGGGCUGUUGUACCUGUCACCCUACCUGAGCCCCCAGCUUUACCACAGACCUGCCAAUGUCCCUUCACUGCCUUCACACGAUGGCCGAGUGUCCCCUGUUGGGGAAAUGGUCCUCCCCGGCUCCUCAUCCAGCACCCGGCUUAACCCUACCACCCCACGCUCCCGGGCGUUCCGGGCUGAGGGGUCUCAGCUGGUCUGGAGUCCAGGCCAUCCCCUGCCCACCACUGCUGUGGAGGGGGCUGCCAGACAUAGCUGCCGUGAGCCAUGUCCUUGUGUGUAUCUGUCCACUCUUAGGAGCCAUGCCCAAGUCGAGACUUCCAGCCCCAACACCCACUUUGGAAGCCCUGUGGCUACAUGUAUGUCAGUAAGGGUUGUACAAAAUAAAUUCUAUUUAUCGCUAUUGUA
Molecule: messenger RNA, 3267 nt
Organism: Mesocricetus auratus (golden hamster)
Lineage: Eukaryota; Metazoa; Chordata; Mammalia; Rodentia; Cricetidae
Gene: Rap1gap
Product: RAP1 GTPase activating protein
Exons: 24
Coding region: 236-2656 (806 amino acids)
Biological process (GO): activation of GTPase activity; regulation of small GTPase mediated signal transduction
Cellular component (GO): membrane; cytoplasm
Molecular function (GO): GTPase activator activity
Source: RefSeq, a predicted model, not a curated record